AUGACUUCAGCACAAAAAACUAACGUGAAUGUGGUCUUUGGCGCCAUGACCUUCGGUAAAGAAGGCUCUGAGCAGGCGAGGGUUCAUGACCUUGAGACCGCUGGCAAGAUUCUGGAUAUUUUCCAAGCUCAUGGCCACAAUGAGAUCGACACCGCCCGAGCAUACUGCGAGGGUACUACCGAGACAAUGCUUGGUGAACUCGAAUGGCAGAAGAGAGGUCUCGUCAUGGAGACCAAGUACUAUCCCACAGCUGGAAAGUCCAUUCCUUCAUCAUGGAACAACAAUUUGAGACACACUCCUGAGGACCUGCGUGAGAACCUGAUGACCUCGCUGAAGGAAUUGAAGACGGACAAGAUCGACAUGUGGUAUCUGCAUGGUCCUGACAGAACAACCUCCUACGAAAUCACCAUGAAGGCUGUCAACGAUCUAUACAAGGAAGGCCACUUCAAGAGAUUAGGGGUUUCCAACUACAUGGCCUGGGAGGUGGCUCAGAUCUGCGAGCUUUGUCGCAAGAACGACUGGAUCCAGCCGACUGUCUACCAAGGUGUCUACAACGCACUUCAUCGUUCAGUCGAGCCGGAGCUGUUCCCUUGUCUUCGUUACUACGGCAUAGCCUUCUACAACUACAACCCUCUUGCUGGCGGUUACCUUACAGACAGAUACAAGAGGGAGGACGCCGAUCAAGAAAUCGAGAGCGGUUCACGAUUUGAUCCCAACAAGUGGCAGGGCAAGAUGUACCGUGGUCGCUACUGGAGAGAAGAAUACUUCAACGCUCUCGAUCUGCUUCGUCCUGUUGCAAAGAAGCAUGGACUUACUGAAGCCGAGUGUGCGCUGCGCUGGAUGCAGAACCACAGUCAGCUCCAGCGUGAGAAGGGCGAUGCUAUCAUCAUUGGCGCAUCGUCUCCUCAUCAUAUCGAGUCGAACCUGAAGGACAUGGAGAAGGGCCCUCUUCCUGAUGAUGUCGUUGAAGCUUUGGACAAGGGUUGGGAGGGUUGCAAGGGCAUCUCAAUCAGAUAUUGGCAUUAG
Molecule: messenger RNA, 1026 nt
Organism: Aureobasidium namibiae CBS 147.97
Lineage: Eukaryota; Fungi; Ascomycota; Dothideomycetes; Dothideales; Saccotheciaceae
Product: Aldo/keto reductase
Exons: 2
Coding region: 1-1026 (341 amino acids)
Molecular function (GO): oxidoreductase activity
Source: RefSeq, a predicted model, not a curated record